Messenger RNA from Rubroshorea leprosula, 1121 nucleotides. Lineage: Eukaryota; Viridiplantae; Streptophyta; Magnoliopsida; Malvales; Dipterocarpaceae. The record is from the annotation of a GenBank genome assembly.
UAAAAAUAUUGCUCGUGUGCAUCUGUGAUUGGUUUAAACAAUUCAAACGACUCUUCAAUAAGUGGUCCUUUUGGAUAAUUGCAACCUCCCUCAAAAUAAGAAAUUGUGGUGUUUUCAUCUUAGUCACUUCUUUGACAAAGAUUUCCAAAUCAGGAUUACACAGAGUAACAUGUCAGGAAAUGCAUCUUCCAAUUGUUCAAACAAAUUUAAUAAGAAAAUGUUAUAAACGUAACAUUGUCUUGUGCGUUUAAAAAAUUGCAAGGAAAAAUUCUCAGUUCAAAAUGACAACCCUUUGGCUCAUAACAAAUCUAGUGGUGGAUAUAGUGAUCUGUGUACUAAUGGGAAGGGGCAAUAUUGACCAUUGGAUGGACUUAAUCCAAAGUGAGAACUCCUACCCCUCAGAUCUCUAUAUCUUUGGUGAUUUUCUCGGUUUCCUCCUUGCUCAAAUAUCAGCUUUCAUUUCUGCAGACUGAUUAUCAUCAGCUUUUAUUUUGGCAGUUACGUUUCCAAUUAUUGUAAUUAUAAAUUUUUCUUAAAUUUUCAUUAAUUGGGAUCAUUUUCUUUUGUUGCAAUAUAUCUUCGCUCACAGCUACUAUUAUUAAUAACAGUGAAGUAAAACUAUAUUUUAAUGGUAAUCUCUUGUCCUAUUUUGUACAAAGAUUUGAGACUCUUGGAGAUGCUUUAGAUGUCUUUAAUCACAUUUGGAGUCAUAAAUCUUGUCAAGUCCUCUUUCCAGAUUUGCUUCCUAUUUUUAAAAUUGAAGGUAACAAUAAAUACUAUCCGGCCUACAAGAUAUCUAGAAAACCCCUUUUAUCUUUUGUAGAUAUAGAAAUUUUUUGGUUGUUUACUCAGUUAUUAUGGUAAAACCUGUUGACAAAACUGGUGAUGGAAAACCAGUACCCGUUAGGAGAAAAUCAAUGUCUCUCAGAAAUAAGGUGAACCUUUGUAUAUUUCAGAUUUUUACAGUUUUUUUAUCAAGGCACCAUUGAUUCUCACGGAGUGCAUGGAUGACUAUGAGAUCACUUAUGACUUAGAAAGCAUUUACACCUCCAAAAAUGAACACACAAGAGAGAAUGGUGUUCUCAUUUUGUCAAUUUUUAAAAUGAACACAUAAAUGCUUU